UGAGAGACAGAGACAAUAAAGGGGUUGUUGCUGAUUAUCAAAACUAGUGGGCGUCCCGAUCCAUUUUUUCGUGGGCAACAAAACAACACCUUCAAAUUUUUUCCCUCACUUUCUUUCCGUACAAAUAUAUUUUCUCAUCACUCAAAGGUAUGGUUCCUAUGUUGGGGCUUUGAGGAGCAAUCUUGGGGUGGAACUUCCAAGUUGGUCUCUUUGGUAAUCAGGAUCUUGGUUUUGGCAUACUCAUGGAGACUCAAAAUCAAUCAGAUCCUGCAGGAUUAAAAAGGAUGCUUCCUCCACCGCCUGGAAGUUUCCAAGACCGUGAAGACCUUAUUAAACAUGUUCGUGAUUUCGGAGCUAAUCAAGGAUAUGUUGUCACCAUCAAGAAGUCCAGAAAGGAUAGAAGAGUCAUCCUUGGCUGUGACAGAGGAGGUGUCUAUCGUAAUAGACGAAAAAUUGAUGAAAGUAAGCGCAAAAGGAAAGCAACUUCACGCCUUAUAAACUGUCCUUUUGAAGCCAUAGGUAAAAAGGAAGAUGAUGCAUGGGUACUUACUGUAAAAAAUGGAGAUCACAAUCAUGAACCGUUGAAAGACAUGUCAGAACAUCCUUAUAGUCGACGUUUCACUGAGGAAGAAGUUAGACAAAUCAAACAAAUGACUGAAGCUGGUAUAAAACCUCGUCAAGUGCUUAAAGCUCUCAAGCAUAGUAAUCCUGAAUUGCAGUCAACACCAAGGCAUUUGUACAACCUCAAAGCAAAGAUUCGUCAGGGAAAUCUAUCAGAGAAAACAUUUAAGUCAUGGAGACCAAAUAGAUCUAUCCAUGUUGAGAUAAACAGUAAUUCAUCUGAUGGUUCAUUAAACCGAAACUAUCAGCUGCUGAAGGUCUCAAAUUUUAUUGGGGGGAAAUUUGUAGAUUCUCAGGGUUCUGUAAUCAUUGAUGUUAUAAAUCCCGCAACGCAAGAAGUUGUAUCUCAAGUUCAUUUAACUAUAUAUGAAGAGUUUAAAGCUGCAGUUAGUGCAGCCAAGCAAGCUUUUCCUUCAUGGAAAAAUACUCCUAUCACCACUCGUCAACGCAUUAUGUUUAAACUUCAGGAGCUUAUCCGCAGAGAUAUUGAUAAGCUUGCCAUGAACAUCACCAUAGAACAGGGCAAGACAUUAAAAGGUGCAAAAAGAGAUGUGCUUUAUGGUUUAGAAGUGGUGGAGCAUGUUUGUGGGAUGGCAAACCUGCAAAUGGGGGAAUUUGUCCCCAAUGCCUACAAUGGGAUUGAUACGUACUGCAUUAGAGAGCCCCUUGGAGUUUGUGCUGGAAUAUGUGCCUUUAACUUUCCAGCAACGAUACCAUUGUGGAUGUUCCCUAUUGCAAUUACAUGUGGCAACACUUAUAUUCUUAAGCCAUGUGAGAAAAAUCCAGGGGUUUCAACGAUACUUGCAGCACUAGCAAAAGAAGCUGGUUUGCCAGAUGGUGUAUUAAAUAUUGUUCAUGGUACCCAUGAUAUUGUUAAUUACAUAUGCAAUGAUGAAGAUAUAAAAGCUGUAUCGUUUGUUGGUCCAAUUACAGCUGGAAUAUAUGCCACAGCUUCUGCUAGAGGGAAACGAGUUCAGUCAAAUGCAGGUGGCACAAAUCAUGUACUUGUAAUGCCCGAUGCUGGCUUGGAUGCGACUUUAGAUGCCCUUGUUCCUGCUGGCUUUGGUGCUGCAGGAGAGAGGUGCAUGACUUCAAGCAUAGCUAUUUUUGUUGGAGGUUCAAUGCAAUGGGAGGAAAAACUAGUGCAGCGUGCCAAACUACUUAGAGUAAAUGCAGGAACAAAUCCUAGUGCAGACAUUGGUCCAGUUAUUAGCAAAGAGGCAAAGGAGAGGAUAUGUAGACUAGUUCAGAGCAGUGUUGAAAAUGGGGCUAGACUUCUACUUGAUGGAAGAGAUAUUGUGGUACCGGGAUAUGAAAAUGGGAACUUUGUUGGUCCUACUAUCUUAUGUGAUGUUACAACCUGCAUGGAAUGUUACAAGGAAGAAAGUUUUGGACCAGUUCUGCUUUGCAUGCAGGCCGACAACAUAGAUGGGGCUAUGUCAAUAAUAAAUAAAAACAGAUAUAGAAAUGGAGCUUCUAUAUUCACCACAUCUGGUAUAGCUGCUAGGAGGUUCCAGAAUGAAGUUGAGGCAGGACUGGUUGGGAUCAAUGUGCCAGUACCUGUUCCAUUACCGUUUUCCUCCAAUGGGUCAAAAUCAUCAUUUGCUGGUGAUAGUUUUUCUGGAAAAGCUGGAGUACAGUUUUAUACCCAAAUCAAAACAGUGGUUCACCAAUGGAAGGAUUUCCCUAGACAAGCACUAUUCCCUGCUACAUGUCCAUCUGAGAGAGAUUCACCUAGGCAAUUGUCACAAGCCAUGCCUGUAGAAUCUGAAAGUGAUUCACCAACCUAUGAAGUACAAGUGGCCAUCACUGAUGUGGAUAUACCGAACACAACCAUGUCAUCUGCAUCUACAUCAACUGAUAAGGAUCACAGAAGCCAGGAUGUUUCCCUAUUGCUGCCUUCAGCAUCUGAGAGGGAUAUGUCAGAUCGGGAUAUUUCACUGGUAUUAUCACCUGCAUUGCAAAGCAAUUUACCUAGCCAAGGAGUAUCUGUUGCCACAUCACAGUCAUCAGAGAGGAUGUAUGUCUCUGAAACAUCUCAGUGGAAUGAAAAUUCGCCAGCAACAUCAAAAAGAAGUGAAAUUAUUCUACCAACUUCAGAGAGGAGUCUUGUGUCUGCAUCUCAGAUGAAUGGAAACUUAUUUAUCCCCCAUACGACUGAUACUGCUACAGCUUUGAAACCAGAGGGGAUAUACAUGUGUACGUCACAUAAAACUGAUAGCAUUGCUCAAGCAUCACAAGAGAGUAGUGAUAACAUCACUCCAGGGUCUCAUAGAAUGGAUACUACUGUGCAUUCAAACUCUGACAAGGCAUACAUACUGGCAGCAUCUCAUUUGAAUAAAAGUGUUGGUCAAACAUUUGAAAGAACAGACCCUAUGUUUCCAACUUCUGAGAGAAUAUACAUGCCUUCAACGUCAUCGCACAUGAAUGACCAAAUUGGCUCAACAUCUCAAAGGACUGAUAUUCCAACUACAGAGAGAAUUUAUAUCCCUGCAGCAUCUCAUAUAAAUAAAAGCAUUAGUCCAGCUUGUCAGCUUGAUGAUGAUACUUUGGCUCCUACUUCUGAGAGGGUCUUUAUGCCUCCUAUAGUACCAGAAUAUACCACCAACUUCAGAGAGGUUAUAUAUUCCUAAAAAUUCUCGAAGGAUGUAUAAUCAAAACCCAAUAAUUUCAUUGGAUGAAUUUCCCAGCCAAGCUUUGUCAUCGUCUCAAAGGAUAUAGGAUAUUGUACCAUGUUAUACUAUUUGUUUUUAAAAGCUUUGACAUAGUAAUUUCAUCACAAAUCUUUUUAGCCCUCAUCUUGUUGGACACCAAAGCUGGUGGACGUUUCUAGGGUAACUAGGAAAACAUGAAGUGUGAAAUGGGGAUACUAUUAGAGAGAGCCUUGAGGUAACAAAACAAUAUUGUUCUUAUUCAGUAAUGUGUUGAUUAAACACACUAUUGAUCUAAUUAUGCUUCUUUGAAUGAUGCAAAAUGGGAUUUAUUUUUUCUUC
This is a messenger RNA of Glycine soja, 3614 nucleotides long. Its product is annotated as methylmalonate-semialdehyde dehydrogenase [acylating], mitochondrial-like. Gene Ontology annotation, cellular component: mitochondrion. Bases 243 to 3254 code for a protein of 1003 amino acids. Gene Ontology annotation, biological process: thymine catabolic process; L-valine catabolic process. The transcript has 21 exons. Gene Ontology annotation, molecular function: malonate-semialdehyde dehydrogenase (acetylating, [NAD(P)+]) activity; methylmalonate-semialdehyde dehydrogenase (acylating, NAD+) activity. The record is from RefSeq and is a predicted model, not a curated record. NCBI's taxonomy places the organism in Eukaryota, Viridiplantae, Streptophyta, Magnoliopsida, Fabales, Fabaceae.